Molecule: messenger RNA, 981 nt
Organism: Puccinia graminis f. sp. tritici CRL 75-36-700-3
Lineage: Eukaryota; Fungi; Basidiomycota; Pucciniomycetes; Pucciniales; Pucciniaceae
Exons: 3
Coding region: 1-981 (326 amino acids)
Source: RefSeq, a predicted model, not a curated record
AUGGUUUCUUUAAAACUUGCUCAACUUAUUUCGAUUGUCGUUUUUGCUUCGACCUGCAUGAAAAUUCAAGCUAGCCUUGACAUCAGAGCCAACGGGGUGGCCAACCCAAACAAUGUACCCGCAGCCCCUUCGAACGCGGCGAACGGCGUGAAUGCCAACACCGAUCCAAAAAAAACCAAGCCAGGUCCCAAUCCCCCUGGCGGAAAUCCCAAGACUCCAGGGUCACCGCCAAGUCCUUCGAACGCGCCAAACGGAAAGAAUGCCAACGCUGAUCCGAAAAAGCCCAAGCCAGCUGCCGCUCCACCUGCCGGAAAUUCCAAGACACCAGAACCACCAAAGAAUCAGAAACCACCUGGAAGUGGCCAGAGCAAAACUCCAGAAGAUUCAAAAUCCCCGGCGGAAAGACCUAAAGUCAAUCCAAGCUCUCCUGGUGCCUCCGGAGCUGGGAAUAGUACUACUCAGGCCGGUGGGAAGAGGCCGCCAAAGAUGAAGCGAGGGGGGGCUCCAGGCGGCGCCGGCGGCGGAGUCUCACCACCACCACCAGCAGCACCUGAAGAAAAGAAAGGCGGCGGUUUGAAGGACAAGCUCAAAGCCAAGCUUGGCGGGAUGGGCGGCAAAUCUCCGAUGAGCAAGCGAGGGGAAGCUCCAGCCGCUGCCGGCGGAGCAUCACCACCAGCAGCACCUGAAGAAAAGAAAGGCGACGGUUUGAAGGACAAGCUCAAAGCAAAACUUGGCGGGAUGGGCGGCAAAUCUCCGAUGAGCAAGCGAGGGGAAGCUCCGUCCGCUUCCGGCGGAGGAGGAUCACCAGCAGCAGCACCUGAAGAAAAGAAAGGCGGCGGUUUGAAGGACAAGCUCAAAGCCAAGCUUGGCGGGAUGGGCGGCAAAUCUCCGAUGAGCAAGCGUGGAGAAGCUCCAGCCGCUGCCGGCGGAGGAGGAUCAGCACACCAGCAGCACCAGAAGAAAAGAAAGGUAGCGGCUUGA